AUGAGGGACGAGACAGUGAUCAGCGAGCGCCUCAGUAUCGCUCACACGGACUACAUGUACCUUUGUGUUUGUGGAGAGAUAUUCUCGUCAUUGUACGAGCUCACUCCAGUCGGACAGUGGACAGAGUUACAAUACCGGCUUUCUGAGAGCUACACCGAUAUGCUCGCAUUCGCCGUCAUUGGUCCUAUUACUCAAAUACUGGUCGUAGAAGGCAACAAAAACACCGUGCUGAUGUUUUCGGUGCGUGAUUCUGAAGUGGUCGAUCGUCGCCGCAUUGCUCUCUGUCAGAGACCGGGAGCCUUGGCAGAAGACGACAGGCAGGACGACUAUUUGUGGCAAAUCGUGCAGCAGCGGCUAUACAACUGGUGGAUACGGUUCGAUGGAUAUCAGCUCGUAAUGUGGCGUUGGCUGACGCUAUGGUACCGCAUUUCUUCUCCGCCUCAUGGGGACUGCUGGCCAUACCUUUGA
Molecule: messenger RNA, 468 nt
Organism: Ostertagia ostertagi
Lineage: Eukaryota; Metazoa; Nematoda; Chromadorea; Rhabditida; Trichostrongylidae
Source: the annotation of a GenBank genome assembly